Saccostrea echinata is the source of this 1675-nucleotide messenger RNA. RefSeq names its product cytochrome b-c1 complex subunit 2, mitochondrial-like. Gene Ontology annotation, cellular component: mitochondrion. The coding region runs from base 114 to 1580 and encodes 488 amino acids. The record is from RefSeq and is a predicted model, not a curated record. NCBI's taxonomy places the organism in Eukaryota, Metazoa, Mollusca, Bivalvia, Ostreida, Ostreidae. Gene Ontology annotation, molecular function: metal ion binding. The transcript is spliced from 14 exons.
CUAGCAUCCAGCUUUAGACAUCGGGUUCGGCAAACGAAAUAAAGUUGGACUUCCUUUCAAGCUUGAUGUCUUGACCGGUCGGCUGGUCGGGUUACAUCGCUUUAGAAAACACCAUGGCUUUGAAUAUAAGUAGAUCAGCUGUCCGUUAUUUGAGGGGAAGGCAUUAUGGAACUUUGGCACCACUUGCACGUACAGAAAACUCAAAACUGACAACUUUGGGAAAUAACAUCCAAGUGACCACACUUGACAACAUCAACACCAACUCCUCCAUUGGACAGGUGUCCUUCUUCUUGAAAGCUGGAUCUAGAUAUGAGUCACCUUAUCAACUAGGAGUAUCACAUUACCUCAGAGCAACUGCUCUCAGUAACACAGGACCUUUCUCCGGGUUUAAACUUAUAAAAAACAUAGACGAAGCAGGUGGCAACUUAAGUGUUCAGACCACAAGAGAGCAUAUGAUUUAUACAAUAGAGGGUCCGACAUCAGAGUUAGAAGGGUUUGUGAAUUACUUGGGUGCCAUUUUGACAAAGCCCACUUUUGAGAAGUGGUACUUGAAGCCCUGUGAAUGGCGUGUGGUAGAAGAUCUGGCCCAGUACAAAGCUAAUAAUGACCAGAUGGCUUUUGAAGAUCUGCACAAAGCUGCAUACAGGUACAAUCUUGGGAACUCUGUAUACUGUCCUGACUCUAUGGUUGGCAAUGUUGAUGGUGAUAUGAUGAAGUAUUUCAUGAUUGACCACUUUAGAGGGGAGGACAUGAUGGUAGUCGGCACAGGCAUGCAGCAGAAUCUUCUGGAAAAAUUUGUAGAACCCCUAGAAACACUGGAUCAAGUCUAUGAAGAAGUGCUGGAUCUGUUACAAAACCCUCAAGGGCGUGUCUCGUUUGAUUAUGGGGAAUCUGAUCUUGCCCUCUCUGUUCCCAAGAAGUCGGAGGUAGAAAUUGUAGACAUGGAUGAUAUUUUCAAAAUCCCACAAUUACCUGCUAAAUACUAUGGAGGUGAACUUCGCACCCGAACAAAAACACCUGAUGCUACUUUUCUCUUUGCUAAGGAAGGGGUUAGCUUCAACAAUGAGAAGGAACUGCUGGCCUCUGGAAUACUCCAGAUGAUCUUAGGAACCGGAAUCCAGAUCAAAUACGGAUCAGGUGGAGGCAGCAACAAACUCAGCACAGCAGUUGCUGAAGCCAGCAACAACAACUGUUCAGCAUCUGCCAUCAACAUAAACUUCAGUGACUCAGGAUUGUUUGGUUAUGCUGUGAAGGGCCAUGGAGAGGACAUGAGGAAGUCAAUAGAAGCAGCUAACAAAGUCUUUAACCAGACAGUCAAAGAUGUGGCAGCCAAGGACGUAGAAGAUGCUAAAAAUAAAUUAAAAUCAGCCUAUGCUUUCUAUGCUGAGAAGGAUGCUAACUUGAUAUAUGAAGUAGGAACAAGAGGAAAAGCCCUGGAUUUUAACUCUAUAUUCUCAUCAAUUGACCAGAUCAGCCGACAAGAUGUUGUUAAGUUUGCAGAGAAAAUGAAAGCGAGUCCAUCUACGGCCUCAGCUGUGGGGAACAUAAGUAACACACCUGUGUUACAAGAACUAGAGUGAUCAUUGUGAUAACAGAAACAUUGAGACAAUAUUAACUGAAUAUCAGUAUCGUUUUUCUUUUGAAGUCAUGAAAAAUAAAUUAUUUUCCAAAAAGG